Molecule: messenger RNA, 1369 nt
Organism: Phytophthora nicotianae INRA-310
Lineage: Eukaryota; Oomycota; Peronosporomycetes; Peronosporales; Peronosporaceae
Exons: 1
Coding region: 1-1251 (416 amino acids)
Source: RefSeq, a predicted model, not a curated record
AUGCCCAUUGGUAAGCCGUACUUCACCGUCCCCUCUGAUCGUGACGUUGACGUCGCGGACUACACACCUGAGAUUGAGGCUCGUAUCAACCACAGCGCCCCGGACGAAGGUGCCAAGUACGUCAUCAUCAUGUUCUUCGCAGCCGUCGGUUACGUGUUGUCGGACGUCUGCGCCGACAGCAUCACGUGUGAGUUGGCUCAACGCGAACCCAUUGACAAGCGUGGCAAGACCCAGUCCUGCAUCUACACGGUUAGAACUGCGAUGGUGAUUUUCGGGGAGAUCCUGGUUGGCUUCUUCUUCAACGGUGAAGAGUACGGUGGUACCUUUGACUUCUCGCUAAGUUUUCCUCAACUCAUGAUCAUCGUGACGGUACUCACGCUUCCAGUGUUUCCGAUGACGUGGUUCUUUAUCCACGAGGAGAAGUCAACCGCUGCCAACUUCCGAGCGUACAUCACCGACUUCUGGAACUUGCUGUGUUCACGUGCCAUGUACCAGAUCAUCGCCUACCUUUUCUUCUCCGGUAUAUUCGCCAACAUCACUUACACGGGCAGUACACCCGUCGCAUCGCACAUGGUGGGUGUCACCCCUGUGAACAGUACGUUAAGCGAUAUCCUCAGCAAUCUUCUCUUUGCUGCUGGCAUCAUGAUUACGUCUAAGUGGGGCCUACACUGGAACUGGCGCUGGAUGACGGUCGCUACUGGAGCUGCGGUGAUAAUCGUGGACUGUACAGUCUCUCUUCUCGUGAUUUGGGACGUUUUCCGUAGCCAGUGGUUCUGGCUGGGUCCCCCUAUUGCUGUACAGCUCCCGUACGGCGUUGGGUGGAUCAUCUCGAGUUUCUGUGUGGUUGAACUCGCUCAAGUCGGCAACGAGGCCGCGGUUUACGGGCUCGUCACGACUGUGAGCAAUGUCGCGCAGCCCUUCGCUACAUCGAUCACCCUCGCGAUUGACGGUCCUUUCAACGUUACAAACGAGCGCGUACAAGCCGAUACUCAUUCGGUUCGGGCCGACAUCACGUACACGAUCAUCAUUAUGUACGCAAUGACCAUUUUCUCGUGGGUCUUCUUAUUCCUGCUGCCACCGCAGAAGGCCGAGACGCAGGCUCUGGUUCGCAUGGGAGGCCACAGCAAACUCAUCGGCGGCGUCACGACGUUCUACUUGAUCUUUGCAAUUAUCUGGUCCAUCAUGACCAACAUUAUGGCCAUGUUCGACAGCACGUCGUGCUUGAUCAUAGCCGGCGGAACCGGUUGCUGAGCUCUCGAGGGAGUAUUGUUGGUUGUGAAUUGCAUAGCUUUGAAUUGUUGGGUUGUGAUGCAGAGCAUUGGAUUGUUGCCUGUUUUAUUGAAUUUAAGAAAAGCUCUGAAUUUAAAAG